Saimiri boliviensis boliviensis (Bolivian squirrel monkey) is the source of this 623-nucleotide messenger RNA. RefSeq names its product late cornified envelope protein 2D. NCBI's taxonomy places the organism in Eukaryota, Metazoa, Chordata, Mammalia, Primates, Cebidae. The record is from RefSeq and is a predicted model, not a curated record. Gene Ontology annotation, biological process: epidermis development.
UCUGACUCCCCAGGACGUGUCUGUGCUCCUGUGUGCGACCAGGGUUGACGUGACUCCUGCCAGCAUGUCUUGCCAGCAAAACCAGCAGCAGUGCCAGCCCCCUCCCAAGUGUCCUCCCAAGUGCACCCCAAAAUGUCCACCUAAGUGUCCCCCCAAAUGCCCACCCCAGUGCCCAGCCCCAUGCCCACCUCCAGUCUCCUCCUGCUGUGGUCCCAGCUCUGGGGGCUGCUGUGGCUCCAGCUCUGGGGGCUGCUGCAGCUCUGGGGGUGGUGGCUGCUGCCUGAGCCACCACAGGCCCCAUCUCUUCCACCGGCGCCGGCACCAGAGCUCUGACUGCUGUGAGAGUGAACCCUCCGGGGGCUCUGGCUGCUGCCACAGCUCUGGGGGCUGCUGCUGACCUGGGCUACAGAGGAGCUCUUGGGACUGAAUGGUGAAGAUCCUGCUACAGCCUGAUGCUUAACUCUUUCCACUGGCUCUCAUUCCAUUCCUGGGUCGACUGGGACCACAAAGACUCACGGGGCUUCCCUGGAAGAACUUCGUGCUCGGUGGAGCAGCCCAAAUGCAUGGCUUCCUUUCCUCCUUUACCUCGUGUGAUAAUAAAGCUCUGAUUUCUGAUUCACAAA